GUGAUCAUGAAUAAGACACAGGUAUCCACAGUGACGUAUUUUGUCUUACUGGGCUUCCCCGGGCCCUGGAAGAUCCAAAUCACACUUUUCUCACUGAUUCUGCUGGUCUACUCGAUGACUUUAACUGGGAACAUGGCCAUCAUUUGUGCAGUGAGAUGGAACCACCAACUCCAUACCCCUAUGUAUAUGUUCCUGGCCAACUUCUCCUUCCUAGAAAUCUGGUACGUGACCUGCACAGUCCCCAACAUGCUGGUCCACUUUCUUUCCGAAUCUAAGAUUAUUUCCUUCCCUGGCUGCUUUACUCAGUUCUACUUCUUCUUCUCCCUGGGCAUAACCGAGUGUUUCUUCCUCUGCGCCAUGGCGUACAAUCGGUACCUAGCCAUCUGCUUCCCAUUGCAUUAUCCUUCCAUCAUGACCAGGCAAUUCUGUGUCACUCUGGUUUCCCUCUGCUGGAUCAUUGGUUUCUCUGGACAUUUGAUACCCAUUUUUUUCAUUUCUCAGCUGUCUUUCUGUGGUCCCAACAUCAUUGAUCAUUUUUUGUGUGAUGUGGACCCACUAAUGGCUCUGUCCUGUACUCCUACAGCCACCAUAAGGCGUGUCUUCUACUCCGGCAGCACUCUUAUCAUUGUCCUCACUAGUUUGUACAUCCUUGGAUCCUAUACCCUGGUGCUCAGAGCCGUCCUGAGGGUCCCUUCUUCUGAGGGACGGCAAAAGGCCUUCUCGACCUGUGGAUCCCACCUGCUGGUAGUGUCUCUGUUCUAUGGAACCAUAAUGGUGAUGUAUGUGAUUCCCACUUCUGGCAACUCAGCUGCGAUGCAUAAAAUUAUCACGCUGAUAUACUCUGUGGUGACACCAGCUUUAAAUCCUUUCAUCUAUAGCCUCCGUAACAAGGACAUGAAAUACGCACUCCAACAUGUCUUCUUUGGAAAGAGGAUUAGGGGAAACUCAUAA
Mesocricetus auratus (golden hamster) is the source of this 951-nucleotide messenger RNA. RefSeq names its product olfactory receptor 11H7-like. Lineage: Eukaryota; Metazoa; Chordata; Mammalia; Rodentia; Cricetidae. Gene Ontology annotation, cellular component: membrane. Gene Ontology annotation, biological process: G protein-coupled receptor signaling pathway. Gene Ontology annotation, molecular function: G protein-coupled receptor activity; olfactory receptor activity. The record is from RefSeq and is a predicted model, not a curated record.